UCUCAGUACUAGUCUAACGAUUCUCUUGUGAGGAGUCUAAUCACAGUAAAAAUAAUAACAAAACCAACCCCUCGAAGACUGAGGAGCUCGAUUGAUCUUGGAUUCGUCUUGCCUCGUGUAAAAUCGAGCGAAUUUAACGGAAUUCCAAUCACUGAAUUGCGUCCAGAAUUUUGGAAAUUUGAUUUUGUAGUAAUUUUAGUGGAUGAACCGUGAAAUAAACCAGCAUUUGACAGUGCCUAGGAUCGAAGGUCAAGAGUCCGUUCGACUUUUAACGCUACACGCGCUAGCAUUCGGAGAAUCUAAUCGCCGCCUCUGACACUGUCUCAGCGUUAUUAUUUUUUUCCAUUUUAUUCCGUUUGGAGGGGCCGGGGCUUGAUACGAUAACGUGUGAACCCAGGGGAGUUGAUCGCACUCGAGAGUUCGGCGGUGCACACAACUGCGGAAUGAUUAAUUUCGAUGAUUAUUUGUGGUGAAUUGUAAUGAAUUGAGGGAAGUGGAGAGACCGAACAAUUGGAGUUGCUGGCAGCCACGCGAUUCCGUGGUUGAGUGAUGUCUUAACAGUUUAAUAGUGUAGUUCAAAAUUAUUAUCAAGAUGGUGAAAAAUGGAAGGAAACAAAGUAUACCAGAAGUCCAGUGGAGCCCGUAUCGUUCACCGCAUGGGUGCCUGGGUCAACGAUAGUUCAGUGGUGGUGAAGGUGGUGAAGGUGGUCCCAAACAAUAACAACACUAAAAGAACUAAGGAACGCAUACUGCUCCACCCCCGUACGAGACCCAAAACGCGACGGCGUAUUGUCGCGUUAAGCACCCCUGAUGUUAGCACCAAGGUUAAUCCAUCAACAAAACUCGUCUUCCAGCAACUCAAGUACCCUAUCUCCGCGACCCUACAAUUACCUCGUCAAUUCCCACGGCAACUGUCCGAGUGGCCGGUGCAACCGUUACACAAAUCACGGACGAAAGCAAUAAACUCACAAUUGUGCGCGAGUGUUUAAACCGGUUGCCGAUCACCCCAGACUCCCCCAAAAAUCGGGGAAAAAAUUUCCCCUCCCUCCUAGGCCUCCCAAGACCGCCGAAAGACCAUGAAAAAUCGAAAUUGAGAGUGUGCAAUGGACGCUGAGUGGGUCAGCCCGCGGCCUCAAGAUAUCCCCGUAAAAAUCAAGGACAAUGAUAACGAUAAAAAAGCCCCUCAACUUUUGACAGUCUCAAACGGCCCGAGGCUCGCGCAUGCAAUCAUGUUAGAAGACAACAAAGAGAAGACAAAUCUAGCCUACGAGGAUGAGGCAACCAGCGAGGAGAUCAGUAUCCUGAAGUACCGCCGUGGCGCCAGCGAGGAGACGGGCGGUGCGAUACGGAGAGAAGCCCGGGAAUCCCUGGCGAAGGAGAAAGUGAAACGCCCAGACAGCCUCUACACCCGCAAGAUGUCGCUGGAGAAUAACGAGAGUGUGAAGCUCAACGAGAGCUCGAUACUGGGGGUCAACGGCAACAAGUGCCUUCGCGUGAAGUUCAACUCUUCGAGAGGUAAAAGAUCUUCAUCAAAGCGGAAGGACGAGGAGGGGGCGCAGCCGAGUCCUUCGAUAUCAACGAGUAGUUCACCGUCAGCGGGCGGAUCGUCGGAGGACAACUCGAGUCUCGGACAGUUUUCAGAGGCUCGACCGCCGGACGGGGGCUGGGGGUGGGUCGUCGUCGCGGCGUCGUUCAUGGUCAAUCUGAUAGCCGACGGGAUAACGUUCUCCUUCGGCGUUAUCUACGUCGAAUUCCUGAAUUACUUCGGCGAGGGCAAGUCGAAGACGGCCUGGAUCGGCUCCUUGUUCAUGGCGAUGCCGCUGCUGUCGGGCCCUGUCGCCAGCUUUCUCACCGACAGAUACGGCUGCAGAAGGGUGUCAAUAGCUGGCAGUGUGCUGGCCACCCUCGGCUUCGUCAUAUCAUCGUACACAAGUUCAAUGGCUGUUCUGAUAUUCACAUUCGGGGUAAUCGCUGGAUUUGGCUUAUCGCUCUGCUUCGUGGCAGCUGUUGUCAUUGUUGCCUACUACUUCGAUAAAAGAAGAUCGUUCGCCACCGGUUUGUCGGUGUGCGGAAGUGGAAUUGGGACUUUUAUAUUUGCACCGCUGACGCAGUAUCUUCUCGCUGAGUACGGCUGGCGGGGGACGACGCUCAUCCUCGCGGGGUUCUUCCUCAAUCUUGCUGUCUGCGGCUGUCUCAUGAGGGAUCUCGAGUGGACGACGAUAAGGGCCAAGGCGAAGUGUCAGGAGAGGAAGCGCAAUCGCGAGAGGAAGCGCACUAGUAGGAUUCAGAGCUCCAGUGCUGACUCGUUCUCAGCCAGUUCUUCAGCGAAUACAACUACUCAGACGCCCCACGGCAUCGCCAAUUUCUCGGCGACUUCGACGAAUGCCAUUGUGCUGGAGAACUCGAGGAGGACUCACGAGGAUCACGAGGGCCAGCAUGGCAAGAAUUUUUCUAGCCUUCUUACUCUGCCCACGUUUUUGAAGAAUGGCGAUCAGGUGCCGAUUGAAGUGCUCGAGCUUUUGGCCACUCGAAAGGAUGUUUACAAUGUUCUUUUGCAUAAUUAUCCCAGUCUUUUGAUGUCGUCCAGGAGCUUCAGUGACUCGGCGACGUUGAAUGACGGCAAUGCGGCCCUGCCAGUCGUUUGUAAUGACGAUGAGAACUGCCAGAAGCCCAAGGACAGGGAGGAAAUUAAUAAUUUGGACAGGAAGAUCAAGGCCAACAGCGACAAGUUCAAGGAGACUGAUGACGAUGCUGCUGUCUAUCUCUGGUGGCUCAAGAAACUACAGCCCGAUGACAGCCAAUUACGGAGAUCAGCUACUCUCGAGGCACACAGGAGACUGCCAACUGCUUACCUGAGGAAUAUUCGGGUGCACAGACACAGUUUGACUUAUCGGGGCGCUAUGCUCAAUAUCAAUAGGUACAGGCUGAGGGCGUCCAGUUGUCCUGAUAUCUACAGGAACUCUAUGACCACUAUUGCUAAGACUAAGCUUGUUUGGUACUCGGGGCUCUGGGAGUUUUGGGAUCUUGUCGUUGAUAUGCUCGAUUUCUCACACUUUGCGGACUCCAGGUUUCUUCUCUUCUCGAUUAGCAAUUUUUUGCUGCAUACUUGGUACGAUGUGCCUUAUGUUUAUCUCACUGAUAAUGCCAUUGAGAUGGGAUUCAGCGAGACUGACGCCUCCAUGCUCAUCUCGGUUAUUGGAAUCACCAAUAUGCUUGGAGAGAUAUUUCUCGGAUGGGCCGGAGAUAAAGUCUGGGUGAAUGCAUCCAUCGUCUAUGCCAUAUGCAUGAUACUCUGCGGUGCUGUAACAAGCAUAAUUCCACUUGUUGUCAGACAUUACUACGCACUGUGCGCUGUUUCUGGUGCAUUUGGUAUUUUCAUUGCUGCAAAUUACAGUCUUACGAGUAUUAUUCUUGUUGAAGUUAUCACGCUAGAGCGGUUCACAAAUGCCUAUGGUCUUUUGCUGCUCGUUCAGGGAAUUGCCAAUCUCAUGGGGCCACCAUUGGCUGGAUGGCUGUAUGACAUAACAGGUACCUAUGACCUAUCGUUCUACCUAGCAGGAUUUUUCAUUGGUCUCAGUGGCAUCCUCCUGAUGGUAGUUCCAUGUAUCGAGAUGUAUAGAAAAUACUCCCGCAAAACCAAUGCCAAUCUAUCCAGGAAGGAUCUCGCUGCUGACAUAAACAGCGUGUGAGCAAGAAUUCCCUAGAUAAAUAUCUCAACGACUGGCGAAACCAUGAAUUAGUUUAAGUUAAAAUAAAUCAGUACAGAACAAUAACAAAAAUUACGGUCAACAGACCCCCUAUUUGUCUAUUUAUUCAUCGAUUAAUUCGAACAGCUAUUUAUUUAUCAGUUGUGCUUGCAUGCACCGAAGGAAUAAAGACAUUGGAACAAUUGUCAUUUUUGUCUGACGUUUGUACAAAAGCGAAAUAAUAAUGUCUGGGAAUUUUUUUUCUCGUAAUGAAUGAAACUUCCAUUUGAUUAUAAAUUUAAUGAGAUAAUUUAUUGCUAGACCUUUACUGUAAUUGAAUAAUCUGUACGACUCUGUAUGAAUUAGCGAUGAAACAAUACAUAUUGAGGUGAUCGAUGCACACGUUGAGGAGAAAUUGGUGAAUAAAGUCUGGGGUAAUUUUUUGGUAAGGCUCCGACCCAUUCGAAUCUCAGGAUAAUGCAUUACGUAUGUGAAUAGUUAUAACCAAAUUUCGAAGUAACACAUACGAUACAUUUAGAAUGGAACGAGUGCAGGCGAAGGUGAAAAUUGGAGAUAACACGCACGAAAAAUUUCAUGGAAAAGUCGAUUUUUUCAUUUAACUUAUUUUAUUGAGAUAUUUUCUGUGGAAAUUCCUCAAAUUUUUAGUUUUUUUCUUUGAUUCUUUCUGUUUUCUUUUCUUUCAAUGAAAUAGCGUGGAAAAACUCCGAAAAAUUCAUACAAGAUAAAUUUCCACUGAUUUUUUUUCUAUAAAAUACUUUCUAUUGGACAUUUGCUAUAACAAAAAGUCGUAAAGCUGCGGAAUUUUUCAAUAGAAUCGCCCAAAAACUCGUAGAAUUUUCCGUAAAAUCCAGUACAAUUUUCUAUCGAAUUCGCUAGUUUUUUUAUGAAAUUUCCUCGUGGGUGAUGAAUGGAGGAUAAAUAUCUGGUGUUAACCCUUCGUUACUCAUCUGGCUUUCGAAAAAGUUUUCAAUGGAAAAUAAACAUAAUAAAGAGAAAGAAAAUGAAAUUGGAUAGUUGAAGGUUGAGAGAAUAAUAAUAAUUUCAUUUUUAUCAAUGCUGAAGUACUGAAGAAAUCUUGAAAAAAUGUCUAGGGUGUUUCCCGCACCCCACGUGGGACUCGGAGGGUUAAUUCAGCUUUUCUUUCCUCUACAAGACGCUUUUUCGCCAUAUGCCAUGGAAUACUAAAUAUAAUCGUGGAUAUUGCAAAUGUAAAUACUGAUUUUAUCACUUUUUUUGUUCUUCGAUGAAUUUUUUUGAAAUUCCAAAAUUUUUCAUUCAACUUUUUGCUCCUAUUUCUUUAAACGGUUUGAAAAUGUUUGUCGACUAUUUGUAAUAGUGCAACAGACGCGCUGAAAGUGUAAAUAAUUGACGGAAAAUAUUCGUGAAGAGGAAACAAUACAGUUUUAUUUGUAUAUAAUAGCUUUCUGUGAUGAUAAAAGAUAAAUAAAAAUUCCAUAGAGUUUUAUGAA
Diachasma alloeum is the source of this 5176-nucleotide messenger RNA. Its product is annotated as monocarboxylate transporter 9. NCBI's taxonomy places the organism in Eukaryota, Metazoa, Arthropoda, Insecta, Hymenoptera, Braconidae. The transcript has 4 exons. The record is from RefSeq and is a predicted model, not a curated record. The coding region runs from base 1104 to 3689 and encodes 861 amino acids. Gene Ontology annotation, molecular function: monocarboxylic acid transmembrane transporter activity. Gene Ontology annotation, biological process: transmembrane transport; monocarboxylic acid transport.